Hemicordylus capensis (graceful crag lizard) is the source of this 1284-nucleotide messenger RNA. RefSeq names its product parvalbumin beta-like. The coding region runs from base 803 to 1132 and encodes 109 amino acids. The transcript has 7 exons. Gene Ontology annotation, cellular component: nucleus; cytoplasm. Gene Ontology annotation, molecular function: calcium ion binding. The record is from RefSeq and is a predicted model, not a curated record. Lineage: Eukaryota; Metazoa; Chordata; Lepidosauria; Squamata; Cordylidae.
UCCAGAGGUAUCUGAUGGGUCACUGUGGAUAAGGGAAAGACCAGUGUGCCCUGAGAGGAAGGCAGGAAAAGAGGAGCCCAGACCAGGGAGCUCUUGUCCUCGGCUCCUGAAAAGACCAACAGUCUGAGAAGUUUUAUUAAUAUUCUGUAAUUUGUUUCUUUUAAUAUUCUAAAUAAUAACAACAAUAACAACAACAACAACAGGAUGCUGAACUAGAGUUCAAGGCCUUGGUUGAAAUAUAGUGAUCCGGAGGAAGACCAAGUUAAUUGUACUGUAAAACUUUCUUUCUUAUUGCAAGUCAACUAUAUGUAUUCAAAACAAAUCUUUAUUGUUACGGUCGUUUGACCAGCAAAACACAAAGUGAAAAAGCUUUACGUAAAAGUGAGCUUUACAUAAAAACGAACUUGGUCAAAUAAAAUAAUAAACUGUAUUUAUACAUUUUAUACAGUGAAAUGACGUUGCCAGUUGCCAGUAUAUUGUUCCUUACCAUUAGAGAACUAUGUUAACUCACACACUGUGCUCUUUGAUCUUUAUUAUUGUCUGGUGUCGUAAUUAAACAGCUCUGCCUCAGGGACAACGUGAACCUAAGGAGAAGAACCUUGAACUGUCUGCUUCAUUUUGCAGUGGAGUGCCAAAUGGAAUAUGGUUGAUAUGGAUGCCUAGAGCGUCUGUCCCCUGAGUGAAUCCUCCAGUGCACUGCGCUCAGCACAGAGUGCAUUGUGGGAUUCUCGGAGGCCGGGACGAUGAGGCUUGCUCUUGCCAGCGCUGGUCAUGUGGUCACCUGUGGGAAGCUCUUGCAGGUAUGGCUCUUGCAGGGAUCCUGUCCGAGGCAGAUAUCGCGGCUGGCCUGAAAAGCUGUGAAGCUAAGGAUACCUUCAAUUGCAAGACCUUUUUUGCCAAAGUUGGUCUGAACACCAUAUCUGAUGAGGAGAUAAGAGAAGCAUUUGGAAUUCUUGACAAGAACAAGGAUGGGUUCCUUGAUCGAGAUGAAUUGAAGAAAUUCAUGCAAGAUUUCAGCCCAGAGGCCAGAGAACUGACUGAGAAGGAGGUCACGAGCCUCUUGGAAGCAGUUGACUUUGAUGGAGAUGGCAAAAUUGGAUUCGACGAGUUCAAGGUCUUCGCUAAAAUAUAGUGAUCCAGAGGAAGAUCAAGUUAAUUGUACUGUAAAACUCUCUUUCUUAUUGCAAGUCAACUAUAUGUAUUUAUACAUUAACAGUUGCCAAUAUAUUGUUCCUUACCAUUAGAGAACUAUGUUAACUCACACACUGCGCUCUUUGAUCUUUA